Engraulis encrasicolus (European anchovy) is the source of this 3981-nucleotide messenger RNA. RefSeq names its product RNA binding motif protein 25b (gene rbm25b). Gene Ontology annotation, biological process: mRNA processing; regulation of alternative mRNA splicing, via spliceosome. The record is from RefSeq and is a predicted model, not a curated record. NCBI's taxonomy places the organism in Eukaryota, Metazoa, Chordata, Actinopteri, Clupeiformes, Engraulidae. Gene Ontology annotation, molecular function: mRNA binding. Gene Ontology annotation, cellular component: spliceosomal complex. The transcript has 20 exons. Bases 114 to 2825 code for a protein of 903 amino acids.
CCCGUCACGUGACAAAUAUACUGAUUGAAUCGAGCUUGGACUAUCCGGCAAUUUCGCAAUAACAGUGACAGAAAUACAUUUUACAUCGGUCUGGGUGUGGCCCUGCAGCCAACAUGUCCUUCCCCCCGCACCUCAAUCGGCCCCAGAUCGGCAUCCCCCCCCUGCCCCCCGGGAUCCCCCCGCCCCAGUUCGCUGGGUUCCCCCCAGCGGUGCCUCCAGUGACUCCCAUGAUACCGGUCCACAUGGGCAUCAUGACACCCAGUCCAGCAUUGAGAUCUCCUCUGAUGGUCAAGCAGGUUCUGGUGCCCACCUCGGUGCCCGUGGUCAGUAAGCCCCCCAUGAAGAAGGACCCUCUGCUGCCCCUGCCGCGCCCCAAAGAGCCCCCCGAGGAGGCCGGGGGCCCCACUACCACCGUCUUCGUGGGCAACAUCUCCGAGAGGGCCUCCGACAUGCUCAUCAGACAACUGCUCUCCAAAUGUGGCCUGGUCCUGAGCUGGAAACGAGUGCAAGGAGCUUCAGGAAAACUGCAGGCGUUUGGCUUCUGUGAGUAUAAGGAGCCGGAGUCGACUCUGCGUGCGCUGCGUCUGCUGCAUGACCUCCAGAUCGGGGACAAGAAGCUGCUGGUGAAGGUGGACGCCAAAACUAAGAGCCAACUGGACGACUGGAAGGCCAAGAAGAAGAGCACCAACGGGACGGGUAAGAGUGGAGGAGACGAUGAGGAGGAGGUGCUGGACGAUGAGACGAAGCGUCGUGACGGGGUGGUGCGGGAGGCCAUCGACGGGCUGAUCCGGGAGUACGCCAAAGACCUCAUGGCCCCCUCUGGAGACGAAGACUCACAGCGACGCAAGAAGAAGAAGGAGAAGAAGGAGGAGGAGGACAUCAACACUAUCGACAUCGAGGAGGAGAAGAGAGACCUGAUCUCCCGGGAGAUCAACAAGUUCCGCGACACGCACAAGAAACUGGAGGAGGAGAAAGGCAAACGGGAGAAGGAGCGAGCGGAGCUGGAGCGCGAGAGGAGAGAGCGCGAGAAGGAGAGAGAGCGGGAACGCGAGCGCUGGGAACGAGAGAGAGAGAAGGAGCGCGAGAGGGAACGGGAGAGGGAGAGGGAGAGAGAGCGCGAGCGAGAGAGGGAGCGCGACAGAGAGCGGGACCGCGACCGAGACAGAGACCGCGACCGCGACCGGGGGGAUCGUGAACGGGAGCGCGAGAGGGAACGAGACUGGGACAAGGAGAGGAGCAGAGACCGCAGCGUCGACCGCAGCAGAUCCAGAGAGCAGAGUCGUGACCGCGAGCGUGAGAAAAAGAGGGAUCAUGAAGAUGAGGAGGAGGCGUACGAGCGACGCAAGAUGGAGAGAAAACUGCGGGAGAAGGAAGCGGCAUACCAGGAGCGGCUGAAGAACUGGGAGAUUCGGGAGCGCAAGAAGGGCCGCGAUUACGCUAAGGAACUGGAGAGGGAAGAGGAACGCAGACGAGAAAUGGCUAAAGAAGGCAAACGGCUAAAGGAGUUCCUAGAGGACUACGAUGACGACCGAGACGACCCCAAAUAUUACAGGGGCAGCGCGCUGCAGAAGCGUCUGCGUGACCGUGAGAAGGAGAUGGAGCUUGACGAGCGAGACAGGAAGAGGGAGAGGGAGGAGCACGAGGAGAUCCGCCAGAGACUCCUGGCCGAGGGACACCCAGACCCCGACGCCGAGCUACGCAGGAUGGAGGAGGAGGCGGAGCGUCUUCGUCAGCCGCCCCCCAAGCUGGAGGUGGAGGAGCCGCCGGAGAGGGAGCGCGGAGGAGGUGAGCGGGAGCGCGGAGGAGGAGGAGGACGGGAACGCGAACGCGAGCGGGAACGCGACAGAGAGGGCCGCGGCGGACGGGAACGAGAGCGGGAGCGCGGUGGCGAGCGAGAACGCGUGGAUCGGGAGCGCGGUGGCGAGUCCCGCGGUGGCGAGUGGGAACGUGAACCUCGUCACGAGCGCCACAGAGGAGCAGGACCAGGUGACGGCCCCGCCCCCAUCUCCGAUGACGACAUCGAGGAAGGGGAGGAGCCUGAUGAUGAUGACGAUGAUGACAUCACGGAGGGUGGCGACGGCUCCAAGCCGUGCCUGAAGCCCACCAUGCGGCCGCUCAACGCCGCACCCUCCAUCUCCUCCGGGAGCGGGGGAGCCACGCCCCUCACGCCAGGCGACGAAUCACCGUGCGGCAUCAUCAUCCCACACGAGAACUCGCCACACGAAGCCCCGCCCCACCAGGAGGAGCACCGACCCAAGAUCGGCCUCAGCCUCAAACUAGGUGCGACAGGCAGCCCCAGCCAGCCCAACGUGCCCAAGCGUAAGAAGCUCACGACGGACAGCGUCUUUAACCGCUUCGACGACGAGGAGGCGGACGACGGCCCCAAGAAGAGGAAGCUGGUGCCGCUCGACUACGACGACGACAAGAGCCAGCAGGGCAUCGACGACGCCGUGGGCAUCGGCACGGGCACCAAGGGAGCCAACACGGAGGAGAAGCGCAAGCACAUCAAGAGCCUCAUCGAGAAGAUCCCCACCGGGAAACCGGAGCUGUUCAACUACCCACUCGACUGGAGCAUCGUAGACACGUCUCUGAUGGACAGGCGUAUUCGGCCGUGGAUCAACAAGAAAAUCAUCGAGUACAUCGGGGAGGAGGAGGCCACGCUCGUCGACUUUGUGUGUUCCAAGGUGAUGGCACACAGCACACCACAAGGCAUCCUGGACGACGUUGCCAUGGUGCUGGAUGAGGAGGCGGAGGUGUUUGUAGUGAAGAUGUGGCGAUUGUUGAUCUACGAAACGGAGGCCAAGAAGAUUGGACUCGUCAAAUAACACCCAACACCCCAAAAAACAACAACAAAAAAUCACCUGUUUCAGCUCCACCACUUCUUGUGGUCUCCCCCAAGCCAAGCCACUCUAGUCAACACAUGAUCAGAACAGGAAACGACAAAAAAACAUGAACUGCCUACAGAAGCCUCCACCUUCCAAACGAAAGGGAACUCUGUGCUGUGAAGGCCUCUCUGUGUUGUGUGUUUGGGGUCUGUGUGGUCAGUGGCUCUCCGCUCCCCAAAACUCACCACCGUGACACACCCCACCCGCCCCUCCUGAACCCCGCCAUCAUCUUCCUGUUCUCAACUCGGACCAACAGUUCUGUACGCGUUUAUUUAAAAGGUUGUGCGUGUGUCGUCAGUGAACCAUUGGACUGUUGAUUACACACUCAGUUGCAACUGCUCAUAUGAUUUUUUUAAUAAGCACUGAAACCCCUAAAAAAAUAAUUUUGGGGAGAAUCUGAAUUGGCAAUUAUAAUUCCCAUAUUGCGUUUCGUUUUUUUUGGUUUUGUUUGUUUACCUCUUCAAAAUGCAUUACGUGACUCCAUGCUGGAGUAUUAAGUGCUGCAUGUGGCCAAACCAGACUACUGCAGAGAAUAACCCCCUCUGCCGUCAUCACCAGCCCACACCAAACCCCCAUGGAAGAAAGAAGCGCCCUUGACACAAAAGAAGCAGUGCUCAUUAUAUUUUUAAAAAUAAAAGAAAACACAUAAAAUCCGUUGUUUAAAGGCAAGACUACUGCUGAGAGACUAGCCCCCCUCUGCCUCAUACUGGAGUGAGAAGCGCCCAUGACACAAAAAAACAUACACACCGCUUUUCUUGCCAUAAUGGAAACGGGUUUCGUCUUAUUUUGUCUGGUCAAUGUAAUCAUAUUUUUUUCUUUUUUUUUUUAAAUGGAGAAGUGAUUUGAUUGACAGCUUUGUGAAUCUCUAAUGGUAGCUCCUCAACAUCUUAGUUCAGCUUUGGUUGCCGCCGUUGAUAUAGGUCUGGAGGUGUGGCAGCAGCAGGUGUACACGGAUGCCAUCAGUAGUCCCAGCCUACAGGCCUUUGAAGUCACGCUGAAAACAUCUUGAUUUGAAGAAGCCGUUUGAAUACUGUUGUCCUUUUGUUUUUGUACCUACUAAUGGAGAUGUUUUGAAUAAAAGACAUUUUUUUAAGAA